Striga hermonthica is the source of this 507-nucleotide messenger RNA. Lineage: Eukaryota; Viridiplantae; Streptophyta; Magnoliopsida; Lamiales; Orobanchaceae. The record is from the annotation of a GenBank genome assembly.
AUGGUGAAGAUUGGCUACAAGCGUUGUGAUUUUGAUUGCUGUGUUUACACCAAGAGCCUUGGUGAUGGUUCUAUGAUUUUUCUGCUACUUUAUGUUGAUGACAUGCUUAUUGCUGCCAAGAAUAUGCGUGAUAUUAUUGAUCUGAAAAGCCUUUUGAGUCAGGAAUUUGAGAUGAAGGAUUUGGGGGCUGCGAAGAAGAUUCUUAGGAUGGAGAUUCACAGGGAUAGAGGAUCAAAGAAGCUGUGGUUAUCUCAGAAGGGUUAUGUGGAGAAGGUACUACAGAGGUUUGGGAUGAAUGAAGCAAAACCGGUGAGCACUCCAUUAGCAAACCACUUCAAGCUUUCUGUUGAUCAGUGUCCCAAGUCGGACAAGGAGACUCAGGAUAUGGUGGAGAUACCUUAUGUCAGUGCUGUUGGAUGUCUGAUGUAUGCCAUGGUAUGUACUCGUCCUGAUUUAGCUCAUGCUGUUGGUCAAGUUUGCAAGUAUAUGUCUAGGCCGGGUAAAUAG